AUGGCAUCCAAACUUACUGUUGUGGUAAUUGGAGCUGCGGUAGCUGGGAUCAAAGUCAGCCAUGGCUUGCUUAAACAAGUACCAAGUGUGAGAGUCAUCCUUAUCAAUCCUCACAAGGACUACUACUUCAAUAUCGCCUCCCCCCGGGUGAUGGCCAAGCCCGACGCUUUUCCCGACAACCAGUACUUACUCCCGAUUGAGGAUGCAUUUUCAAAUUAUCCGGCACACUCUUUCCAGUUCAUUCAAGGAACAGUCACAGAUAUUGAGCCUGAGAGCAAGCAAGUGGUUAUCGCAGGAUCCAAAGUGUCUUUGAUCUCCUACGACUAUCUGGUGGUGGCUUCCGGGAGUACAACCUCUGCUACGAUCGGGAAGGAGAGUGCAUUAGUCCCAUUCAAAGCUACUGUCUCAGGCUCAUUGGCUUCUGCAAUCAAAGAGGCUCAGGAGGCCAUCCAAAAGGCGAAUAGUAUCAUAAUCGGAGGUGCUGGGGCAGUUGGAGUUGAAUUUGCUGGCGAGCUUGCUGAAGCUUGGGCUGGCAGGGGAGAAAAGUCACCAUCAAUUUCCCUAGUGCCAGCAACGGAGCACGUCUUUCCUAGACUGAAUGAUGCAGCUGGAAUGGCUGCGGAACGUCUUCUAAAAGAGAAAGGCGUUCAGCUGCUUCUAUCACGGAAAGUAACAAAAUCAGAGCAAGACCAGGCAGCGAAGAAAUGGAUCGUGACUUUGGAUAGCGGUGAGGUGCUCACUGCGGAUCUCUACGUGUCUACCACUGGUGUGACCCCUAAUAGCAGUUUCAUUCCUUCUAUCUUCCUUGACAAGGACGGUUGGCUUGAAGUUGAUGACCAGUUACGAGUCCAGGCAGCUGUCAAUGAUGGAAAGUGCACCAUUUAUGCACUAGGUGAUAUCACAUCCCAUCCUUACCGCGAUGGCUACAGAAUCACCGACCAGGUUCCUGUGAUUGUGACAAAUCUCAAAUCCGAAAUCACUGGCCGGGGCCGGCGAGCUACCUACAGUCCUAGCGAUAAAGCCAUGGCGAUUGUUCCGGUGGGGAAGUCUGGGGGCACGGGUCAGUUCGGAAGCUGGGUGCCUUGGAGCUUCUUGGUGGCCUUUCUCAAAGGGAGGGAUUUCUUCAUCUCCAGGGCGUCUUCGUUUAUCAGGGAAUAG
Molecule: messenger RNA, 1158 nt
Organism: Aspergillus pseudoviridinutans
Lineage: Eukaryota; Fungi; Ascomycota; Eurotiomycetes; Eurotiales; Aspergillaceae
Product: NAD(P)/FAD-dependent oxidoreductase
Exons: 1
Coding region: 1-1158 (385 amino acids)
Cellular component (GO): cytoplasm
Molecular function (GO): electron-transferring-flavoprotein dehydrogenase activity; flavin adenine dinucleotide binding
Source: RefSeq, a predicted model, not a curated record